Molecule: messenger RNA, 4267 nt
Organism: Spirometra erinaceieuropaei
Lineage: Eukaryota; Metazoa; Platyhelminthes; Cestoda; Diphyllobothriidea; Diphyllobothriidae
Source: the annotation of a GenBank genome assembly
AUGCGCGUUCUGGUCGGGCGGAGUUGUUUCUUACAUAGUUUGCGUUCAAGGUACCCCUACAACGCAGCCAUUUCGAAAUUUCUUAUUGCGAAUAUUUGCGGAUACUCGCGCAUAUAUUUACUUUGCAAAUUAUAUUGUUCCGUAAGAUAGGAAGCGGGCGAUAGUUUUGUGCCACAGUUAAAUCAAAUGGUUACAUGUGCGUGUAUGAAGUUAACUUCAAAUGUUUUUUUCCGCGGAGGUAAAUGAGACGUAGCCCACGAAUUUACAAUUGAAUAUCUCCAUGAAUUGUUCGCCGAGAAGCUAUAGCUUGUAUUGCAUUAUAAUUAUACUUGCAUUAAUGCAAUUGCCCAAAAUUUGUGAAAAUACACAUAUUGAAAAGGCAAAGAUAGAUGAUGUCAAGUGAAAGAUCAAUUAAAUAUGAAUAGCGUGCAAUAUACGCACCAAAACCCUGACUACAGACGAUGGUAUAGGUGACAAGCCUACUUCUUGGGAAAAUCCACUCUUUAUGCUAUAUAAAUCAAGCUGACGCUUGCCAAGCAAGAAUCUUAGUUUCUUCUUAUUUUAAAUCAAAAAUCGAACUUCGUCUAGUCUCUAACCACUCGGCUCAAUUUGCCAUACAGUUUGCAUAACUCGAGUACUGGUGCUUACUUUGAUAUCCAUGGAAGCCUAGAAAGUAAGUAGACUGCUUACAGGACAUGCUAAAUCAUCAUCCAAAUGCUUGUCUUCUGUAGGGAGGCUUCUUGCAGAAAAAUCGAUGGGCAGGGAAUUGUGGUCUUUAGUAUAAGAAUAACUUUUAUUCGUUACGUGGUAUGAGGGCUGUAUCAUCUCUAGUGCAAGAUAUUUUGAUCGAAAUGACCCAACUCUAAGCUCAUUGUUUUAUUAUUCCCACUCCUAAUUGGCAGUUGCUUUUGGAAGAAUGUUGCUGCUGGUCCACCAGACGUCAUAUUCGGACUGAAUGAGGCCUAUGAUCGCGAUCCCAACCCCAAAAAGGUCAACCUGGGUGCUGGGGCGUACCGUGAUGACGAGGGUUUGCCCUUCGUCCUAUCUGCUGUAAGGACCGCUGAAGCUCGGGUAAUUAUCGGCCAAAACAAGGAGUAUCUGCCGAUAUCUGGCAACCCUAACUUCUGCCGCGAGGCCAUAAAGUUAGCCCUGGGGUCCGAAUCUCCAGUGCUUUUGGAAAAAAGGGUGAGCACAUAGCAUGGGAGCUAAAGAACGCUAUGCAUCAUCACAAAUGCUUUUGUUGCUAAAUAAACGAUUCUUUACCCCACUAGAACGCAACCGUUCAAGGAAUUUCGGGUACUGGGUCCCUGCGGAUCGGAGCCGCUUUUCUGGUAGUCCUUGCGUUAUUAAUCAAAAUGCUACAUAUCCUCCCAUAUAGGAGAAGUUCGCGCCCUCUAGAACUAUAUGGCUGCCAACUCCAACAUGGGGUAAUCAUCCACCCAUUUUCAAGUAAGCUGCGUCACUUUUCGUUUUUGUUAUUGCCCUAAAACUAGCAUGCUGCUCAAAGUGGGAAUUGGACAGAAACUUUCGUGAUCACUUCUAAGAGUUAUGCCCUAACUUUCUUCCCUCUGAAUGGAAACUUGGAGCUGUUGGAUGGGGGUCCACUGAAGCUGCCAAUCAGCUUGCCUCCUGUAAAAAGAAUGGAUAUGCUAAGAUGCGAACGGUUUCGCAACGACAAACCUCCUUGUUAAAUCGCCGACAGCUUAAUCAUCAUUAGCUAUCCCACAGAUCGAUACCACGAAAAGACUUGGUCUUCAUAUCUACACACGCGGCGUUUAUGACUCCGACAUCGGGAAUAGUGGGUGAAGCAAUCGGUGCAAGAACACGUCAGCACUGAUACGCUAUCUUAGUCUAACGACUGGACCUCCUCGACAUUCUCCUAUGCCGCCUCUUACGCAGACUUUCUCAGUGCUAUGAUUUUCGGCCCUGCGCCAAACUCGCUUUCGUCAAGCCUAGGAAUGUCUGCGGCAGUACCCCUUGAUUGACACUGCGCGUCUCGCCGCGGUGUUCUUAGGUGGAGGUUGCGGUGAUCAUUUAGUCGACUGGCUGGGCCGCCUGCAAUGACUUGGUGACUACGUUGGCUUUCUGAUCCUUUAAGGGUAUUAGCGUAAGGAAUCAUCAUUGUGGUACAUUGCUUGAGUCCUCUGGGUUCGGCAUCGUCGGCCGAACCUGGCGACUCAGGCGUUGAUAUGAUAAUUUUAUUCUUCUGAUACUUCGUUCCCACUGAAAACGAAAGCAGAUAAAUGUAGCAGGUACACAUAGGAAGAGGUCGAGCUUUAGUUUGAUAUUGUCGGUCAGCCGGCGUAUAAAGAGAGCUUAAUUAACAGCCUUUGGAGUUGCUCCUCCGGCCGACCGUAUCAUUUCAGUUUACAGGUCAACAAAGUAGAUGUUUCAACAUCUUAAAUCUCCGGUGAAACGACGAAUCACCUCGAGUAUCCCGAAAACCAAAAUACGUUUUGCAUUAGAUUCAACAGUCUGCAACAUGAGUUCAGCGGCUUCGAACUAUUAUCUUGUGACUACGUGACUCACCGGGGUGAGUAUGCGAAUAACAUCUUUGUUUCCAUCGAUAGGGACCAAGCGUAGAGAUUUCAAGAUCGAUAUAGGAAAAAGAAAACAGUCAAUUGACCUUCCUUGAUUUACUCCUCGACCACAUAGCUUCAGGAGACCAAGAAGCUAUAGUUAUCAGGAAAACGAUAAUAACCAACGCAGCAGCAGAGAACUGGAAGACAAAGUUGCCGAUUUUCGAUUUCUUCGACUGGCAGGCAAACGUCGCAUCUCGAAUAUUUCCAAAUUCACUUUGACCCAACUGUGAAAGACUCGAUUCGAACCCAGGACAGUAAGGGAAGGCCUUAGCUCAGCCAACGCUCUAGCCACUUGAGCUACCAGGCCCCACCGGACGACGGGCGUUUAAUCACAUUUGGGUCAAGUUACCCGCCCAACCUACUGCAACGUCUGGAAUCCACCAAAUCUCAUACAUUAAGCUGUCUGACAAUAGAAGCGAAGAGACGAGUUCCAGGAAGCAGUUUCGAAGGAGACACGAUCGCUCGGACACGAGCUUUAUUAGCCUGACGUUUCGGAUUCCUGCUCGAACCUAUCAUGAGAGACAUAAACAGAUACGGGUGGUUCAUGCACAGGGGGCUGCAGUAUUUAUGGGAUGCAGUCUCCAUGCCACCGCAUACCUAUCAAUAUUCACGACUCCCCCCUUCAUCAGGGAGGACUGUUUGAUGGCCGACAUUCGCGUCGUUAAUUGCUGCAAUUUGAUCACGUGCAUUAGAUGUCGGUGUGAUGAUUGCUCGACCAUCUGAUCCACAGACCCUGGCGUCGGGAAAAGUGUUCGCUCUUGCGCUUCCCGCGUAGCUAAUUACUUCGCCUAGGCGAAGUCUCAGAACUGAGCUACGAGGCCCCACCGGACGACGCGAGUUUAAUCACAUUUGGGCCAAGUUUACCCGCCCAACCAACUGCAACGUCUGGAGUCCACCAAAUCUGAUACAGUAAGCUGACUGCCCAAGCAAGAUUUCCUAAGUAAUCUAGAAUCUAUCAGAUGUCUACCAGGUUUACGUAAUUCAGAGGUGUUUUGGCAGAUUUCCGGGGAGCCGGAAUUUGGAAUUUGAAUUUCGGAUAGGCAACAGGCAUAGCAUAUUAUCAGACUUCGAUUAGCGUGGUGGAGUACUCAGCUGAGGCUGAGUACCUCCCACCCACAGAGUUCAAUUUUUUUUCAGCAUUUGUUCACUUUUCUUCUUUACCAGUCGUGUGUAUCACACCUUCUAAAAUUUCUAGGACAAGCAGGUUACUGUGUUUGCACUUUAAUCGGCGCCACAAACGUUCUGAAACGUUCCCAUGGUCUUUUCUUUCGAAAGGCUGUUCCUGCUCUAAAAAUGCACAGCUGAGGGUUUGCCAAGUCGAGUAAUCCUCGCUGCACGUAUUACAUUCCCCAACCCACUCCUCCGGUUUCAGUCACGCUGGGCUGAAUGUUAAAUUCUACCGGUAUUACAACGCGGAAACGCUCGGUGUGGACAUCUUCGGUCUUUUGGAAGAUCUUUCCCAGAAGAUCCCUGACGGCGACACUGUCCUCUUUCAUGCCUGCGCACACAACCCCACUGGUAUCGAUCCAAGCCCCGAGGAGUGGAAAGAGAUCGCGUCCAUCUUCUCCUCUCGGCCUCUGAUACCCUUCUUCGACAUGGCCUAUCAGGUGCGUGUUCAGUGUCACCAAGCGCCACUGCGUUCUUGCAUUCCUACUGCCAGUUUUCAUGAUCGCUGGCCGGGAUAA